UAUCUUAAAGUAAUAUAAACUAUAAUCCACUACUCUUCUUCUUUGUCACAGUUGACUCCUCCCAUGUCUUGAAUUUGAUCCCAAAACUAGAAAACUUUCUUCUAGCUACUUUAUAAAUUAGAAUAAAUCAAAUCCUUACUAUAGCCACCAAAGGAUCCGUCUCUUUUUUUUAUGCUGUACCUUCUUAAUUUUCCCCAGAUUCCUUAGUUUGAGGUAGCAUUUGAAAGCUGCAUGUGAAGUCGGUUGAAAUUCCAUAAUCAUAUUCAAGCAAAGCAAAAGCUUGUGUUAUUUUCAUACAACUCUCAAAUGGAUUAUGAACCUCCAUUCCUCGAGACCUACAAGACCCUUGUUCUAAACCACCUUGAUGAUUCAAAGAAUGAGUACUCCUCUUUGGUGGAGAGAUCAUGUGAACUACCAGUGAUCGAUCUUGGCCAGUUCAAUGGCGAGAGAGACAAAUGCAUGAAAGAAAUUGCAGAAGCUGCUAGUAAAUGGGGUUUUUUCCAAGUCGUUAAUCAUGGGAUUUCACAGGAGCUGCUGAAAAGCCUUGAAUUUGAACAAAAGAAAUUGUUCUAUCAACCUUUUUUGAAUAAGUCUGAAAAAUUUAAUUUUUCUAGUUUAUCUGCCAAAACUUACAGGUGGGGGAAUCCAUAUGCUACCAAUCUGAGACAAUUGUCAUGGUCAGAAGCCUUUCAUUUUUAUGCCUCAGAUAUCUCAUGGAUGGACCAACACCAAAGUCUGAGAUCAAGCCUUGAAUCUUUUGCAACAAGAAUGUUCCCCCUUGCUGAAAGCUUGGCAGAAGUACUAGCCUACAAAUUGAAUACGAAAUCCAACUAUUUCCGUGAAAAUUGCUUGCCAAAGAGUUCGUACAUUCGACUGAAUAGAUAUCCUCCAUGCCCUAUAUCGUCAAAGGUGCAUGGCCUGUUGCCUCACAGUGAUACAAGUUUUCUUACCAUCGUACAUCAGGACCAGGUUGGGGGAUUGCAAUUGAUGAAAGAUGGAAAAUGGGUUGGUGUCAAACCUAACCCACAAGCUCUAGUUGUUAAUAUUGGUGACUUCUUUCAGGCAUUCAGCAAUGGUGUUUAUAAAAGCAUAAAACACCGAGUGGUUGCUGCCGAGAAAGUAGAGAGGUUUUCUAUGGCUUUUUUUUAUUGCCCCUCCGAAGAUGCACUUAUAGAAAGCCACAUCAAGCCAGCUACGUACAGGAAAUUCACUUCGAGGGAGUUUAGACAACAGACUGAGAAAGAUGUCAAGCAAACAGGGGAUAAAGAGGGGCUCUCUAGAUUUCUUCUGUAGAAGUAUAUAUAUACCUAUAUCUGUGUAAACUUAAAGUAAUCAUAUCUGUCUUAUUUUGUAACAUUUUCUUUUGUGUGUACUCUUGUUUUGUAACAUAGCUCAUGAGUUUUUGAGUUAAAUAAAUUAAUAUUUUAAA
Molecule: messenger RNA, 1429 nt
Organism: Glycine soja
Lineage: Eukaryota; Viridiplantae; Streptophyta; Magnoliopsida; Fabales; Fabaceae
Product: gibberellin 2-beta-dioxygenase 8-like
Exons: 4
Coding region: 307-1293 (328 amino acids)
Source: RefSeq, a predicted model, not a curated record